Molecule: messenger RNA, 9438 nt
Organism: Biomphalaria glabrata
Lineage: Eukaryota; Metazoa; Mollusca; Gastropoda; Planorbidae
Product: NFX1-type zinc finger-containing protein 1-like
Exons: 8
Coding region: 1294-8088 (2264 amino acids)
Biological process (GO): regulatory ncRNA-mediated heterochromatin formation
Cellular component (GO): nuclear RNA-directed RNA polymerase complex
Molecular function (GO): helicase activity
Source: RefSeq, a predicted model, not a curated record
AUUAAAUCAUAUCAUAUCAUAUCAUAUUAUAUCAUAUCAUAUCAUAUCAUUAGAAAGUCAAAUGUCGUCUGGAGUUCAGUUUUCAAAGAUAGGAUGACUGCCUGGUCGUGCAGUUUGCGCGCUGGACUGUCGUUUGGACUUAUCAAUGGUCCAGGGUUGAAACCCUGACCGCUCCCAUCCCCCGUCGUCCUGCAGGAUGUUUGAAUUAUGAAGUAAACUAUCUUCAACUCUGAAGGAACAUCCGAAACAUGUCAAACAUUUUACAAUAAACACAUUUCUAAAAUACUUGAAAUUACAGGUGGGGGGGGGGGUGCAACGAUUUAGAUUCAAUAACAAAAAGUCAAGUUCCCCUUUCACACCUUGCGAUCUAUAGGGCAGAUGAUAAAAAGUUCAUCUGUUUCUGUGACCCACGGUCAACGAGGGUGUCAUGUGGCCAUCUUAACGACCAACCGCCUUUACUUUCACCCAUUCACUAUUAUAUCGACCAUACCAACGAUUCACUGUUAGAUCUAUAAGAUCUAAGAUAUAACUGAUACACUAUUAUAUCUCCAGAAUAACUGAUUCAAUGUUAGAUCUAUUAUAAAACUGAUUCACUGGCUGCCUUGUCGUGUGGUAUUCGCGAUGGACUGUCGAUCAGUGCCCCCAUGUUCAAAUCCACGCUCUGCCAUCCCCCUUCGUCUUGCGGGCGUCUUGGACUGGGAAGUAAUUAUCUUCAACUCAUUUCUACUAAAUAAACAAGACACUAUUGGAUCUACUAUAUAUCUGAUUCACUAUUAGAUCUACGACAUAGACAUAAUGUAGGCACUAUUAGAUCUACUACAUAAUUUAAAAUAAACACUAACAGAUCUUUGUCCACUAUAUAACAGAGUCACAUUUUCGUAAACUAUCUAUGUAAUGUCUGAUUCAAACCCCCUUUUAUCCAUUGAACAGACGAAAGGUCAAAGAUAACUGAUCAGUUUCAUCAAAUCACUAUUUCAAGUUUUAGUUUCGUAUCUGUAUUGAACCGGUAUGUGGUCUUCUGUCACACUACCAAGUCAACGUGACCUAUUUCGUGUCUAUAUUUAAACAUGACGUUUCAUUCAGCCAAACUGGAUUAAGCCCAGACAAUGUACGGAAACCGGUACUUUCAUUUUCAGUGGUUUCCCGGAACAUACUAAAUUGAAAAAAAAAACCUACUGUAAGAUCUAAUAUACACGGGGCAUAGCGUUAUAAAGAUAAAGAUCCAGAUCUGGUGUUACGUGUACAUGUGGACAUGGUGCAUUGUGUACUAAAAGCAACAUAAAGCGCAUUGAAAUGGCCAGCCAACAGAGGCGCUCACAGACUUCAUCCGUCGAUUUUGCGAAUCUUUUAACCAAGUGGAGCGAAGACAAAGAUCCAGACAAUGUCGUGAUAGCCAUCUGGAACAAACACAAAGAACUGAAACAGUUUUUGGGGCAGGAUGAAAUUAAUGAGAAUUGUUUCGUUUUGUUAGUAAAAACUUUGAGCUCGGCUUCCCGGUGUUCUGAAAAUGAGACUGAAUUGAUUGGAAUUUUAAAAAUCCUUUGUGAAAGUCUGUUUUUAACUCAGCACAUCACUCUGUUCACAUUGUCUGUUCACGAUUUGCUAGGCUGGCAGCUGUGCCAAGAAGUGGUCGCUGACAUUAUUCAGAUCUUGCAAUGCAUCUUGCGUCACUUGCCAACUUUCUCCUACAAAGUCCGAGUCGCUGCUUCACGACUGAGCUUCAAAAUCAAAGAGUUUGACACUCUGUCCGACCGGGACAGAAUAGUCAACUCACUGGCAGCUAUUGUGCAACAAGCAAUAACCCAGCACGGCAGCGGGGAGAAUGUCAGCGCACAGCACAACACCCUGUUUCAACAUAAGGAUACAGACACACCUUCGGAAAACUUUCUGGAAGUUCCAGUCAUCCCAACGACCUCGGAUUUGUUGAACGACUCAAAACCUUUCCUCAGAAAAGCUGUACUUAAAGGAGGCUACAAAGAUGCUGAGCAUUACCUCGACGUCCAAUUCCGUCUGAUGAGAGUAGACUUCAUGACGCCUUUGAAGAACGGGCUGAAAGAGCUCAGGAAGAAGAAAGAGUUUAAUGGAUUUCGUUGCUCGGACGUAAGGCUUUAUCACAACGUUAAAAUUUUACAGACAGUUGUAACUACAGGUUAUAAUCAUUACAUACAGUUUGAUGUGGCGAGAUGUAAACGUGUAGACUGGGAGAAUACGGACCGCCUUAUGAACGGCGCUUUGGUUUGUUUGUCCAAAGAUGGUUUCAAAACUAUUAUUGUGGCUACUGUUGUCAUGAGAAAAUCUGAAGAAAUACAGCUCGGUGUUGUUGAGGUCGCCGUUCAGAGUGGAUUUGAAUAUUUGUUCGAGUCAACUGUCGAAGAUAUUUAUAUCAUGGCUGAAUCGAGUACAUAUUAUGACCCCUAUUUUCAUGUUUUAGAAAGUUUAAAAUCAAUGGUUGAGGGAUUUCCAUUGCAAAGUGUAUUGGUUCGUUGUGAAUCAGCCUUGAGACCUCCAUCCUAUCUUUUAUCACGUGGUGAUACUAUUAAUGUACCUAUGUAUCAAUUAUCAAGUCUGAUGAAGGAUCAACAGGCUGUUAAUGUUCCACUUCUGACUACCACCAAGUGGCCGAAUGUGGACGAGAUGUGUCUUAAUACGUCUCAAAGAGAAGCCGCCAUUUUGGCCCUGACCAAAGAGGUUGCGGUUAUACAAGGACCGCCAGGAACUGGAAAAACGUACGUUGGUUUAAAAGUAGUUGAAACUUUACUGAUAAACAAAAAAACUCAAAUGGCUAAAAAAACAACAACUUUCCAGUCUCCUAUUCUUAUCGUCUGCUACACCAAUCAUGCCCUGGACCAAUUUUUAGACGGAAUAUACAAAUUUUGUCCCAGUGGCAUUGCACGAUUAGGUGGAGGAUGUAAGUCUGAAAAUCUGAAACAAUUUGUCAUUAAAAUACGGCAAAAUAUCACAAUGUCAACAGAAUGGCAAAGGGUAUUUCUCUUCUUGAAUAAAAGGCUCAGUUCACUGGGAAGAGAAAUUCAAUCGCUCGGUGUUCUUAAAGAUUUUAUGACCAAAAGUCAUUUUGAAGAGUUUCAAGAAGAUGCAAUGCAACUGAGUACUUGGCUUAACGCUCCUAGUGGCUCCCCGAGCGAGGAAAUACCGAAACAAAUUGAGAAGCUUUUUACACAACUGGCUCUCAAAUGGAAAUACUCGAUGUCAAAGGUCAAAAUCAAAGAGGAAAUGGACGUUCUCGAAAGGUGCUCCAUAUAUUGCCACGUUAUUAAAAAGAUCAAAGAAAAAGUCAACACUGAAAAAGAAUUUGCUAGGAGGCGUGAUCGUCAAUUUCUGAAGGCUCAAGAAAUGCAAACUUUGUUAAAUAGAUUGUCAUCAGAAAUUGUGUCUGACAACAUCAUAGAUGAGCAUUACGGGAAAUCUUUUUCACAGAAAGUUCUAGAAAUGUUGAAAUCUUCACAAAUAGACCCACCAACCAAUCAAGCUGUUAAAUGCUGGCUUUUAGGUAAACACAAGAAAUUAAGGAGCCAGUUGCAAGAAAUUCAAGUUUUAACUAGAAAGCUUAAAAACGAACUACCAGGAAGCAUUUCUCAAAGUUCCGGUGCCAGUCUUAAGGACUAUAAAGGUCUCGGGUUUUAUUUAUCAGACGAGAAAUGUUUUGCUUCAACAAUAUUCGAUGGAUCUGACGAUGACCUUCUCUCUAUAGUACGGCAGUUAGAUGAACUAAAUGUUGGCGUCAUGGAGGAGUCUCUUGCAAGUGUAAGUGGUGGGAAAAUUUCACAGGAUGGUUGGCAAAAUGUGAGCUACCUCCCGAAAUAUAGUUUUGCUAAAGUGAUACGCGAAAUGGCAAGAACUAGCCCAAUGACUGAAGAAGAAGAAGAAAUGGCAGACAUAAAAAAAUUAAACUUACCCAAACGAUAUGCUCUGUACAUGCUGUGGGUAAAACGGUUUAGAGAACGACUUUUAGAAACUCUUCUAGAGAAAAGAAAACUGUGCAAGGAACAGCAAAAGGAAGAAAUGGCUCUUAAUAACAAACGAUUAGUUUCCGUACUGAAAAGUUCUCAUGUCAUUGGUAUGACCACAACAGGAGCAGCCAAAAACAAAGACAUUUUAGAGGAAGUUGGUUGUAACAUUGUCAUUGUGGAAGAAGCUGCUGAAGUUUUGGAAUCUCACAUCGUCACAGCUUUAAGUAAAAACUGCCAACAUCUGAUCUUAAUAGGAGACCACCAACAGCUACGUCCUAAACCAGCAACUUAUGAAUUAGAGAGAAACUUUGGUCUUGAUGUCUCACUAUUUGAAAGACUUAUUCUGAAUGAGAUCCCACACGUGACUCUCAAAAUACAGCACAGAAUGAGGCCUGAGAUUUCCCAGAUGAUAAAACUGAUUUAUCCAGAGCUGGAAGAUCAUCCUUCAGUGUGUCAAUUCGAACACAUCAGAGGGGUGUCAAAAGAUGUGUUUUUCAUCAAUCAUAAUUACCACGAAGUGAGUGAUGCAGACAGUUUCAGCAAGUCAAACGAACAUGAAGCCAAGUACGUGGCGGCUUUGUGUGAGUAUUUUACUAAACAUGUUUAUUCGCCCUCACAAAUUACCAUAAUAACAACUUAUAAAGGCCAGGUCUCACUUAUUAGAAAAUAUAUGAAAAAUCCCCAACCUCGAGUCUCAGCUGUUGAUGAUUUCCAAGGGGAGGAAAAUGAGAUCAUCAUUUUAUCUCUAGUGAGGAGCAACGAAGAAAAUAUCGCUGGAUUUGUCAAAAUCGAUAACAGAGUUUGUGUGGCGCUCUCUCGAGCCAAGAAAGGUCUUUUUGUGAUCGGGAAUUUUAACGUCCUAACCUCUAAAAGCAAACUGUGGAAGCAAAUUAUAGAUAUAGCUAAAAAACAAAGCAUCUUUGAUCGAGGUUUACCAGUUCAGUGCAUCAACCACCAAGAUGGGAAUCAGGUGUUAAAAACUGCUGAGGAUUUCUUACAACGUCCCGAAGGAGGCUGUGGACGUCCUUGUAAGUCCCUUCUAGAAUGUGGACAUCAUUGCCAGCUACCGUGUCAUGGGUAUGACUUGAAGCAUGAAAGUUAUGUUUGUGAACGGCCUUGUGGUAGAAAGUGUCAGCUUGGACAUCCUUGUCAGAUGCUUUGUUAUGAGCCUUGCCUUUGCCAACAUGUGUUGAAAAAGGUUUUGAAAGAGUGUGGACACAGCAUUCAACUGCCUUGUCACAAGUUUCUAGAAAGUUCGGAUUGUACUGAACAGUGCGGAAAGACAUUACCUUGUGGUCAUCGGUGUGAUGGGCAGUGCAAAUGCUGCAUGAGCCAAGGAUCUCAUGAUGACUGCAAAGUGAAAGUGGACUAUGUAGUGCAGUCAUGCGGACAUAAAGUUCAAAUCCCGUGCUUUCAAUCCCAAAGCAAUGUCUUGUGUGAGGUGCUGCGUCCAGCAAAACUAAGCUGUGGACAUCUUCAACAAAUACCUUGUCACGUAACUCCGGAAAAUGCCAAAUGCUCAGAAAAAUGCUCCAAGAAAUUGCCUUGUGGACAUCCUUGUGAAGGUCAGUGCUCUGACUGUGUAACGAAUGGGUCACACAAAGAAUGCCAGGUCCUUGUGGAUCAUAUCUACAGUCCAUGUGAGCAUAAAGGCCAAGUCCCAUGUUUUCAGUCCUCCGCAAGCGUAUCAUGUCCACACGACUGUACAUCAACAUUACAAUGUGGACAUUUAUGUACUGGGAAGUGUCGUGAUUGCGUUGGCAAACAAAACCACAAAGAUUGUCUUACUCCUGUAGACUACACUUAUAAACAAUGUGGACAUUCAGGUCAAGUUCCGUGCUAUAAGUCAUCCUCCAACGUAGACUGCAAUCAACCAUGUCCAUCUAAACUGAAGUGUGGCCAUCAAUGCAAAGGAACGUGUUCUGGCUGUCUCUACGGACUAGUCCACAAAGCCUGCCAGGAGACUUGCAAUCAACUGCUACCUUGCGGUCACGUCUGUACAGGGUUCUGCUCUAGCCCAUGUCUGCCAUGUACCCAACCCUGCUCUUACUCGUGCCGACACUCAUCCUGCACCACAAAAAGCAAACAAAAUUUCUGCGGUCAGCCUUGUCCGCCAUGCCAUGCCAAAUGCAUGCAGAAAUGUGUACAUCUUGUGAAUUUAAGAUACUGCUCGGAGCCGUGGGAAAAUGUUGUUUGUACAGAACUCUGCACGAAAAGGUUGAAGGUGUACCAUCCCGGCAAGCAUGGCAGUGAAGGCAAAACAUGUUCUCAUCCUUGUGGUGGAUUCUGUGGAGAAAUGUGUGUUUGUUCCAUUUGUGAAAAAGUUGUCUGUCUUGAGAAUGUAGAUACUACUACUUUGAUAAGUACAUUAAAUGCUAAAGUAGCUAAAUCUCUAAACGACGAUACGAAAAGCUCCAAAGGUCCUAUUAUAAAACUUCCCAACUGUGGGCACAUUUUUUAUGCCAAGGAGCUAGAUAAAUACGUGGCCAAACACAACCAGGUAAAUGCAAGUAGUUAUAUCUACUGCCCCCUCUGCCCAAAGCCGAUACUAAAAUGUUUACGGUACGACCAGCUUAACUGGCGAAGAUUUCAGGAAAGAGAAAAAAGAAAGCUGGAUCUUCUCCAGAGAAAUACAAUCUCCUCAGAACAUGAAUCCAGUAUUCAGAGGUCAAUAUCCAUUCUUACAGCACUUAAGGACUUCGAGCUCUAUGAAGAACAACUUGAGAAUGUUGGUAACAUUUUGAGUGAAGAAGAGUUUCGGAGCAUCUCCUUAAAAAUCAAGUUUAUUUACGCCAUCAGUCUCAUUGGCUUGGGUCACAAAGAAUGUGAAGAAGAAUGCCGAAGAGCUAGCUUGCUGAAAUUCGUCUUAGAGUCUGCAAGAUUCACCCAACAAAUGGAGGUAGAGCUUCACGAAGAGCUAGUCAGAUGUCUGAGACUAAACGCAUUGAAAGCACUGGAAAAGUUUUUCUCUGGGAAAGACUUUGGUGAUACGAGGCGUAGCAUCGAAAAGAUCAAAAGUUGCCUUGGUAAAACCCCAGUAGAACCAGACGUUCUGAAGAUGGCUCAUGAGUUGAUUAUGGCAUUGUUCGAUGUACCAGAUGAAAGAGUGAAGUCACUCCCGGCUGAAUAUCAACAAAUUCGAGAUAAAGUCUUGAAUAUAGAGAAAGUGUUAAGAUCAAGAACUUUUGAAACUCUGGCUGACGUUCUGUAUCCAAAGAAAAUUUCUUUUUCCAAGUCAAACUCUUCGGCCACACAUCAGGAUUACUUCUCAAAACUCUUUGGCAACAUUGAAGACCCUUGCGCCAUAUCCGAGGCUUUAACUGAUGCAGCCAGUAAGAAGGAAGAUGACAGGCCUUCAGACUUCAGAAGAAGACGCAAUUCUAUAGAGCGCAAUAAAACUGAGAAAACCAAGGACGAAACCUGUUCUGUCAAAAAUGAAACCCUUAGGGAUCGAAGAAGCACCAGUAGACCAGGAAGUCGAAUGAUACCGAAUGACUCUCAGGACAGGACAUUGCCCCAGAGUAGGACUUCUCAAAACAGGACAUUGAAUCAGGGCAGACGAACUAUGCUCCUAGAGGAUUUGGUGACAUUAAAGAGAGACCAGAGUGAAACACGUAGAACAGAAAGCAAGGAGGCUCUAGUGAGGCCGAGAUCACGCCUCAACCCAAUGAGAAGCAUUAGUACAGACAAUUCAAACAGAGUAAGAGUCAGUCGUGAAAGAGAGAAUGUCAAGCUCGAACAUGAAGAUGUGGCAGGAGUUUCAAUGUUACCAAAUCAACAGACCAAUGAAAGUGAUCCACUGAACUGGAGAGACACACUGAUGGUAUAUGAGCGAGACAGGAGUGACAGACCUAAUUGGAGACAACUCAGAGAGAUAGAAAGGCAGAGUUGGAGACACGUACGGGAAGAUAGCAGUGAUAGAAAGAAUUGGAGAAAUAUCCGGGAGGAUAGCAGUGAUAGAAAGAAUUGGAGAAAUAUCCGGGAGGAUAGCAGUGAUAGAAAGAAUUGGAGAAAAGAUGCCAGAGAAGAUGACAGUGAUAGAAAGAAUUGGACAAAAGAUGCCAGAGAAGAUGACAGUGAUAGAAAGAAUUGGAGGAAAGAUGUCAGAGAAGAUGACUGAUAGAAAGAAUUGGAGAGAUAAUGUCAAAUAGUUAGAAAGACUUGAAACAUUGAAAUCAAAGAAUACGGUAGUCAUAGAAAGAAUUGCAAAAGUGAGAAUGAUUCGAAAGAAAGACAAAAUACCCAGAAGAGCCUAAAAAAUAAAUAAAAAACACAGAAUAGUGAACUCACUGCCAGGUAUAAACUACACCAUUAAUGAAAUACAAACAUAGCUUUAAUGAUAUGCAUAGCAGACUAUAUGUGUAGAAAAUCUUAUUUAAUGCAUUUUAAAUGACCUUAAAGGACGAAGUGUGUGAAUAGCAUGUGUAGUUAUGCAAUAAAUUUAAAAAAUGUGUGAAUAGCCUGUAUGAAAUCGUAAUGCAAGCUUUAUAUAUUACCUUGCAAAGUGAUAGUGAACAUAGAAUCGUGUGAAUACACAUUAAAUACAAAAAGAUAUCAACCCACCCCAUUUUUUUUCCUAAAGAAAAUCCCUUCCACAUUACAUCUUCAAGAAAAAACACAUUUCUUACAGCAUUAAGCACAAUCUUUGUGUAUCUAAACAUUGAAUAUGUUUGCUUUUGUGAAAGAAAUUCGCUGUAAACAUAUAUCUAUUUGAAGUACUAUUUUGUAUUUUGUUUAACUUAUUUUACCAUAUGUAAAAUAAUGAUUAUGUUAUAUGUUUGUUCGUUGUUGUUUUUUGUCUAUGCCUUCCAUUACAAACUAACCAUUGGAUGCUAUGUGAGUUUUUUUCGCGAAGUUUCAAUCAACUGUAUAUGUAAAUAUACAGAUUGUAAUAAAGUGUCACUUAUAAUGGCCUUAUAAUUUUAAAAUGUGUAUUUGUGUACGUAUACACGUUGCUUAUGACGUCAUGGAUGACCAUCAUGUCGAUGUCGUGUAACCGUAUUUAUAUAUCAGAUGUUAAGUCUAUAUCAAUCAAGUUAACGUAACCUUGUCAACAUCUUAGUGUGACAUCAAAUAAUUAUUAUAUAUUUCUGCGAAAAUGGUCACAUGACACCCUCGUCAGCCCACUUCACCUCGUAUAUAUACUAAUAGAUCUUAAGAUCUUGACAAUGACUAUGACAACCUAUUGAUUACCUUUUCUCGACACAGUGUAUACUGUAUAGAAAAGAUGUUCAGUAGACCAUUACAACGUCUGUACACAAUGUAAAGCUAGAAUCCGAUUUUUAUAGCUAGUGGAUCGAUUUAUUAGUGCAGGCAUGAAAUAAUUUACACAUUGUUUUCGCUAGUCAAUACCAUUAUCAAUUCUUUAUACAAUAUAUACAAUUAUAUCUAUAUAUAUAUAUUAUUUCUUUUGUACUUUGCAUGCUUAUAGCAUACUCCCAGUGCGCUGUCUUAAUCAAGGGGGGGGGGG